AUGUGUGUCCAUCUCGUCUUCCAUAUUUCUUUCACUGUCACCCGUCUUGUCUUUAAUAUUUCCUUUACGAUGUGUGUCCAUCUUGUCUUCAAUAUUCCCUUCAAUGUGUGUCCAUCUCGUCUUCAUAUUUCUUUCCUGUCUACCGUCUUGUCUUCAAUAUUUUUCCUUCGAUAUGUCCCAUCUUGUCUUCAAUAUUCCCCUUCAAUGUGUGUCCAUCUCGUCUUCCAUAUUUCUUUCCUGUCUACCGUCUUGUCUUCAAUAUUUCCUUCGAUGUGUCCUCUUGUCUUCAAUAUUCCCUUCAAUGUGUGUCCAUCUCGUCUUCCAUAUUUCUUUCACUGUCUACCCGUCUUGUCUUCCAAUAUUUCCUUCGUAUUAUUGUCCCAUCUUGUCUUCAAUAUUCCCUUCAAUGUGUCCAUCUCGUCUUCCAUAUUUCUUUCACUGUCUACCGUCUUGUCUUCCAAUGGCUUCCUUCGAUGUGUGUCAUCUUGUCUUGUCUUCCCUUCAAUGUGUGUCCAUCUCGUCUUCCAUAUUUCUUUCACGCACUGUCUACCCGUCUUCCCUUCUUCAAUAUUUCCUUCGAUGUGUGUGUCCAUCUUGUCUUCAAUAUUCCCUUCAAUGUCCAUCUCGUCUAUUUCUUUCACUGUCUACCGUCUUGUCUUCAAUAUUUCCUUGUGUGUCCAUCUUGUCUUCAAUAUUCCCUUCAAUGUGUGUCCAUCUCGUCUUCAUAUUUCUUUCACUGUCUACCCGUCUUGUCUUCAAUAUUUCCUUCGAUGUGUGUCCAUCUUGUCUUCAAUAUUCCCUUCAAUGUGUCCAUCUCGUCUUCCAUAUUUCUUUCACUGUCUGCAUCUUGUCUUUAAUGUUCCUUCGAUGUGUGUCCAUCUUGUCUUCAAUAUUCCUUCAAUGUGUGUCAUCUCGUCUUCCAUAUUUGCUCACUGUCUACCCGUCUUGUCUUUAAUGUUUCCCUUCGAUGUGUCCAUCUUGUCUUCAAUAUUCCCUUCAAUGUGUGUCAUCUCGUCUUCCCAUAUUUCUUUCUGUCUACCCGUCUUUAUCUUCAAUAUUUCCUUCGAUGUGUGUCCAUCUUGUCUUCACAUUCCCUUCAAUGUGUGUCCAUCUCGUCUUCCAUAUUUCUUUCACUGUCUACCCGUCUUGUCUUCAUUAUUUCUCUGGAUGUGUGUCCAUCUUGUCUUCAAUAUUCCUUCAAUGUGUCCAUCUUGUCUUCCCAUAUUUCUUUCACUGUCUACCCGUCUUGUCUUCAAUAUUUCCUUCGAUGUGUCCAUCUUGUCUUCAAUAUUCCCUUCAAUGUGUGUCCAUCUCGUCUUCCAUAUUUCUUUCACUGUCUACCCGUCUUGUCUUCAAUAUUUCCUUCUUCGAUGUGUGUCCAUCUUGUCUUCAAUAUUCCUUCAAUGGCAUGUCAUCUCGUCUUCCAUAUUUCUUUCACUGUCUACCCGUCUUGUCUUCAAUAUUUUCCUUCGAUGUGUGUCCAUCUUGACUUCAAUAUUCCCUUCAAUGUGUGUCCAUCUCGUCUUCCAUAUUUCUUUCACUGUCUACCCGUCUUGUCUUCAAUAUUUCCUUCUGAUGUGUGUCCAUCUUGUCUUCAAUAUUCCCUUCAAUGUGUGUCCAUCUCGUCUUCCAUAUUUCUUUCACUGUCUACCCGUCUUGUCUUCAAUAUUUCCUUCGAUGUGUCCAUCUUGA
This is a messenger RNA of Acanthosepion pharaonis, 1692 nucleotides long. The record is from the annotation of a GenBank genome assembly. NCBI's taxonomy places the organism in Eukaryota, Metazoa, Mollusca, Cephalopoda, Sepiida, Sepiidae.